Adineta steineri is the source of this 1368-nucleotide messenger RNA. The record is from the annotation of a GenBank genome assembly. Lineage: Eukaryota; Metazoa; Rotifera; Eurotatoria; Adinetida; Adinetidae.
AUGACUUCAAAUCGUGUUGCUGCUGGAACAGAUAUUGGAGGAUCAGCCGUGAAUCAACUCAACGGUCCUAUUGAAAUCUUUGUCGAUGUAAACUUGGAUUUAUAUGUGGCAGAUUGUUUCAAUAAUCGUAUUCAGUUGUUUCAUCCAGGAGAAUCGAAUGGCAUCACAGUAGCUGGAAAUGGAUCACAAAAUCCAACAAUUACACUUUAUAUUCCAAGUGGAAUUAUAUUAGAUGCUGACAAAUAUUUAUUCAUUGUGGACUGUUUCGGUCAUCGCAUUGUUGGUUCAGACUUGAAUGGUUUUCGAUGUUUAGUUGCAUGUUAUGGAUCGGGCUCACAAUCUAAUCAAUUGUUUAGUCCACUUAGUUUUAGUUUCGAUCGUUCUGGAAACAUAUUUGUAGCUGAUCAAGGAAAUUCUCGGAUUCAAAAAUUUUUAUUGAUGAAAGAUUCUUUUGCUGAGUCAUGUAAUCAACCAAAGUUAUGUUCAACUGCCACUUGGAAUUCCAAUGCAGUUACUUUUGCUAAUCGAUCGAUUGUUGGCUCGAAACCUCGCGCCAUUUUUGUGAACACAAACAACACAAUCUAUGUCGCUAAUCGAGAGGAGAACACAAUUCUAAUUUGGCAUGAAGAGAGUGUCAGUCCAACAAAGAUUACUCACGAUAACUUUACACAACCUAAUUCUCUCUUCGUGACAUCAAAUAAUGAUAUUUAUAUUGAUGAUGGCGAGAAGAAUGGUCGAGUGCAGAAAUGGAUAGCAGAAACGAAUAACUUUGUCACAGUGAUGAAUGUCAAGUCAUCGUGUUGGGGUUUGUUUGUCGAUAUCAAUAAUACUCUUUAUUGUUCAAUGCUUCAACAUCAUCAAGUAGUGAAAAGAUCAUUAAAUAAUUCUCUGAUGGUUUCAGAUUGUGUUGCUGCUGGAACAGGUAUUGGAGGUCCAGACUCGAAUCAAUUCUUUUUCCCCCAUGGAAUUUUUGUCGAUGUAAACUUGGAUUUAUAUGUGACAGAUUGUCUAAAUGAACGAGUUCAGUUGUUUCAAUUGAGAGAAUCGAAUGGCAUCACAGUGGCUGGAAGUAAAUCACAAAAUCCAACAAUUACACUUGAUUGUCCAACUGGAAUUAUAUUAGAUGCUGACAAAUAUUUAUUCAUUGUAGAUCAAGACAGUAGUCGCAUUGUUCGUUCCGACUUGAAUGGUUUUCGAUGUUUACUUGGAUGUUAUGGAUCGGGCUCACAAUCUAAUCAAUUAUUUGGUCCACUUAGUCUUAGCUUCGAUCGUUUUGGAAACGUGUUUGUUCUUGAUCAAGACAAUCAUCGAAUUCAAAAAUUUAAAUAUUUCGAAGAGUCAUGUGGUAAGUUUAAAACGAUUGAAUAA